Molecule: messenger RNA, 708 nt
Organism: Magallana angulata
Lineage: Eukaryota; Metazoa; Mollusca; Bivalvia; Ostreida; Ostreidae
Product: complement C1q-like protein 4
Exons: 2
Coding region: 84-632 (182 amino acids)
Molecular function (GO): protein binding
Source: RefSeq, a predicted model, not a curated record
AUGAAAAUAACAUGCAUCAUGAAAGCAUAUCAUUAACAAUAUAAGAGCACAGAAAGUGAGUCUGAUCUGAGCAAUUGUUCACAAUGCACAGAAUCUGUGUUUUCGUCGCUCUUUGUCUGUACGCUGCGUAUGGAUAUGAAUCAUGUGACCAGAAGAUAAUGGAGGACACAAUUUGUAGUCUUUGUAGUCAGCGUAAAGGAAGUGAGCAACAGGAAGCAGGUCGGCAGGUUGCCUUUUUUGUCUACAUGUCCCAAAAUGUUUUGAUCAACACAAUUUCCAAAUACAAAACAUUCGUCUACGAUCGAGUUGAAACCAAUGUUGGAAACGGCUUUAACGUGCAAACGGGUAACUUCACUGCGCCAGAAAGCGGGGUCUAUGUGUUCCAUACAACCACGGCCGCAUUCGACAAAUCUCACAGUACCAUAGAGAUCGUUGCCAAUGGUCAGGUGAAAGACAUCACGUGGGCUGACGCCAUGGAUCACAAUGACAGGGCAGUCGCCUCCUCAAUGACCGUCCUAAGUCUGACGGGAGGGGACGUCGUUUAUGUCCGGGUGGGUUUAUUAUUUGCGGGAAAUUAUCUGGAGAGUAAUCAAUACACAAGAAUGAGUUUCUCUGGAUUCAAACUGGCGUAAAGAAAAGAUUCGAUGUUUGUUUUCACUCUCACCAUUUGUUUAUGCGUUGGUCAUGUGCUCAUUUUUUCUAAAUAAU